This is a messenger RNA of Anopheles funestus (African malaria mosquito), 12912 nucleotides long. RefSeq lists its product as uncharacterized. The record is from RefSeq and is a predicted model, not a curated record. Lineage: Eukaryota; Metazoa; Arthropoda; Insecta; Diptera; Culicidae. The transcript is spliced from 4 exons. The coding region runs from base 4917 to 9647 and encodes 1576 amino acids.
UCGCUAACAUAAGUAACAUUCAAAAUUGAGUAAUCAAAUCUGUAAUACUAGUUCGCUAAGUUUGAAAACAAGCCUUUGUUAUUUAGAUAGUUUCCUCAGUUUGACAAAAGAGGGUAGUUCUCAACAAAGCACAUCUAAAGAUCUUCACAGCGAUUUCACUUCUUUUAUUUAAAAAGAAGUAUUUUAUGCAAUAUUUGUCUUUAUUUUUUCUGGUGCAUAUAAUCCUUGUCAUAAGCUUAUUAUCAUUACUAGAGUUAUCUCAAUCAUGUAUGAUGCAUUUUUAAAGAAAAUAUUAAGGAAUUGUUAUGUAUGUCCGUUCAUGAAGCUGAUCUGAACCACUGUGGGGUCUGUCAAGCGCACGAUCGUACAACGAUCCUGCAACCUUUCGUUUCGAAGAAAGUACUUAUCUAACAAUACCAUGGAAGUGGGUAAUCUGGGUCGCUUUGGUGAUCUUUUUGCCUUCAUAGUGCGCAGGGAUCGAGUUUGCUUCCAAAAGGGUUGCAAAAAAAUAGACCUCACUCAGUCCAUGUCCAUGCGAACAGCGGAUGCUGUUUAAUCCGAUGGUAGCGAAUUUUAUCUUACCCGCGAUAGUUGGGGUAUCCCCCGAUAAGGGUGGAUAUCGAGCAUGCCAAGACAUAAAACAAGAGAAGAAAAUAACGCAGAAAAAAGAAUACAAUAAGUUCGCCUUUUUUUUAGGUCACCGAAGACGACCGUUUUGCGAUGGUUGGUAGGCUGCCGAAUGGAAGAAUCGGGUCCUAGGUCCUUUUCUCUUCUUGUCCACCACUUUUCUCACCCCUUUUGUGAGCUAUUUUCCAUAGCACAUAAAUCAUAACAUUAUUCUUUUAUUUUAUUUCUCCUGCUGAAAGCUUCUCGCGCUUUGCUAAAACAAAAACUUUACUCAAUGGCGCCCGACGACAGCUCGAUUUCCAAUGUUCCCUCACCAAUUCCCCCGACACAAAGGGGAACAAAAGUGAGUUCGGUGAACCACACACAGCAAAAAAGCAAAUGAAACGAAAGCUAAACUUAUUAUUCGAAACCGAAACAAUGGUUAUUUAUAGAGUGUGUCGCGAAAUGUCCGCCGGUUCAAUGGUGUAUCCUUGCAGUGACGUUUUUCGGAAAACGGAGCCCAAAAACUGGCCCCUUUUUGGCUAACCAAUGCGCGCGAAAACUAUUGUGUGAAAAGUGUUUUCUUUUAUACUGUAACUUCCCUUUUUCCGAAAACCGUUGACCAAGGAAUAAUGUUGUACGAUGGCAGCUGCAGAAGCUUUUAGGGCGGGUUCUUAACGGAAGAUGGUGGAGGUGCCCUGCAGGGUAGUUUUCUUUUUCUUAACUCUUUCCAACUUUUGUACAUUUGGACUACAGCGAACCAGAAAGGUUGACCAUUGUUUUGUGUUUGAUUUAUGUCACAAAAAGUUUCUCGCUAGUUUCAAAAGCCGAACCUAAAUCUGGAAAACUACUUAUGUAAAGGAAAAGAAAAAAAAAUCAUAGCAUAUCAUAUUCAUUAUUGCUUCUAUUUUUUUCUUCUCCACAUUCCAAUACGAAUUCGGUGAAUAAGUUUUGCUCCGGUUUUUAGAUAAUAAGUUUUUUUCCCUUUAUUUUGGGAUGGCAUAUUUCUUCGAGACACAUAUUUCGCUACGGGGCACUUUAGCUUAUCGGUAAUUUAAAUGGCGACAUGAAAGUGCUAUCUCGUGCUCCCAUUGCAUCUUCUUCACAGCCACCGGGUGUUUGAUUUGGCGAAAAAUGGGGAUGAAAAUGGCUAAAGUCCACUCGCGUCACUCCAUUAAAUAAAGCGAUAAUCCCCUUCCCUUGUGGGAAUCUUUUGUAGGGGGGGACCUUAAAAAUUAGCAACCAGUCGGGUUUGUCGGUUGUCAGCCAAGUAAUUUCACUCUUCUGUCACACACACACACACGAACAAAAGGGCAUUGACAAAUUCAACGACCCUUGUAACUCGAUGAUGGGAUAGUAUCCAUGUUCCCGCGAUCGUCUCCACUUAUCGGUUGACGUUUUGAAGGAUUCGACAAUCUCGCUCUCGACACACAAACCGUUGGGCUUUGUGCCUGUGUAUGUGUGUGUGUGCGUUUUUAUCUCCCUGUGUGUGCAGUGACAAAAGCACCGCAAACAGGGAAACAGUUUGAAGUAAAACCCUCGCAUAAGAAACACUUUAAACACCGAUCCGAGAGCGGUGAUCGAAGAAGAAAGGUGUCUUUUUAAUGCGUUUGUUGUGUUUCUCGCAUUAAUCGGGAUGGAUUUGCCGUUUUUUUUCCGACACACUUCCCAUUCCUCAUCCCAUUAACGCACAAACACGAUACGAUCGCUCGUUUAAUGCUAAACAAAUUCGUAAAGACAAUCGCAACCCUUUUAUGUUGGUUUUUAAGCGAACGGAAAAUAAACAAAAAAAAAAUCGAACAAAAUCGGGUUGCCUCUUUGAAUGUCAAUGUGAGUAUCUGGAGAGAGGAUAUCAACAAGAAUGUAAUCGAAUGUGUGUCAUCUUGGUUGACAUCUCAACUCGAUACCAAGUACAGCAGGGUAUUGGUGAAAAUGCCUUAAAUCUGUCCACAGGUAGCAAGCUUUUUUUGUUUUGCUGCUGUAAAGGGCAAAACCGUUUGCGAUAAGGUACGGUUGAAACGGAAAUGAAAUCACUACCAAAAUAGCUCAACAAUCCAGUUGCUGCCAUUUUGCUCUUACAUGAUGAUAUGGUCGACCUUCGUAUCGUGCACGAUGGGACAGCGCAGAACAAAUUUGAGAACAUUUACUUUGUGUUUGUGAAAUGUCUUCGAAGUUCUGAUACAUUUACAUCGGAAAAGUUAGUGGACAAAUUUUACUCACAGAUGGCGCCAUUGUACAAUAUGUGAAACUUAUAUACAACUCUGUUCUAAUCUCUUUGUUUUAAAUUAAAAAAGUUGAACUAGUUCUAGUAAAAUUUCUCCCAAUCUUGUCCCAAUAUCUUUCCAAAUAUGUUUAACUAAAGAACCUGCAAAUUAUAAUAGCAAUUUCAUUAAUAAAAAGUUUACUUUCACGUUUUUCUCACUCUUCAUAAGCAGUUUAUAGCUCAUUCAUUCUGUAAUGAAGUCUGAUGAAACUUUGGAUUUGUAUUGGCGUAUGAAUUUUCAUCUCAUGUAACUCACUGUACAAUAUCAAUUCUCUCCCGUUUUUAUUUGCGAACUGUCCGCCUUUUAUCCCAACGUGCAAUGGGGCUAUUGAUAAUAUCCUGUUAUUAACUCUUUUUUUUUCUUUUUCUCUCACUCUAUUCUUUUACAGGAUGCUAAGGUGUAUCGUGCCACGAUAAGGCAGCAUAGCAAAGCAGAAUUCCCUAGAACAACUUCAACGGGACGUCCGGGUUUCAACCUUCGCCAAGCAAGAACAAGCAAAGCAUGUAAAAAUAAUCCAACCAACAUGGAAGCGGAACAACGACAACGUCGAGCAUCAUGUGCUGGCCGUGUAUGACACAGCGGCAGUUACAAGGAUCACUGCGGAGACAUGCCAUGCCAGGCCAACCCCCCAAAUGAAGGCCCUCUCUGUGUGCGUGAUUUAUGGUGUAAUUUUAUUGGAGAAGAAGCGCGCGUUCGCGAUCGUCGAUCAAUCUUGUGCAGCGGCACCUAUCUACCCGAUUCCGUUUGCGAAGGGUUCUAGCGAAGCGUGACGUACACAGUCACACAAGCGACUGGCGCUCGUUUAGAGCAGCACUUUACCGAAGCUAAAUUGUCCCGUUUAGUGUGUGUGUACAGAGGGUGGAAUACUGGGGGCCAGUGGAUAGAGGACCACCGCCGGGUAAAGAAGUACCGGAGAAACACAGAUAGAAACGAAUAAUUAAAUAUUCCAUCUUGACGGUGAAUGCGCCCUCUUACUACUCCGCCACGGGGUUCGGCCACGUUCGUGUUACAUUUCGAAAGCAACAACUCACCCUUCUCUAAAACAGCUACGCGGGAACGUUUGUACGUACGAGCGAUCAAGAUCACGAUCGAACGGUCUAUCCCAUUCCCACACACACACACGCUCGAGGGGAGGGUUUUACUCCCAGGGCCAAGCCCAGGUUUCAUUCGAUCCGGCUCGAAUUCUACGGCCUAAUGCGGCGCAACGGCACGACCGAAGAAGAAACCCGUCCCGGAAUGCUGGCUUCGUGAAGGAAAGCUUUUUUCUCCCAUCUCUUUCGCUCUCCUUCUUUUCCCCGUGUAAAGAAACGAGAGAAGAAUGGAGAAGAUAAUUUCCACAACGUAAGGUGAAACACUGACAAAACGUGCGGUUCACGAUUCGAAAGGACCCGGGUUGGAUGGCCCACACAGACAAACACGCGCGAGCGCGCACACACCCCGCUUGGAAGCAUAAAACAUAAACUCCCCCGGCGGUACAAGAAGUUAAAAAGUCGGCAAGAGUGGGAACAGAUCGACGGCAGAUGCUUGAAGCGAUACGUUCAUUAAUGGGCGAAACAACAACACGGUGGAACGAAGCGAAACACUCGACGCAGGUCAAUCUUACAGGGGUCCCGGGUGGAAGGGACAGGGCCGUACUACGCAGCUGAAAGCAAAACGCAUUGGGACGCAGAUCGGGAGAGGACGGUCGCUUAACGUAACACCAAGUCAGCAGGCGCGCAGGAUUCUACAUGAAGUAGUGUGUGAAGCGUGGCGGCAAGAAAUACAGUGUAUCACAACAUCUUAACCCAAAUUAAAACAGACUCAAUGAGCUGGUGAAAGUGUUCGUCCGCAGAGACGUAAAGUUGUGCGGUGUGUGACGGUGUUCGGUGUUUCGUAUGUGUAAGUGUUGAGAAAAAGGCACCACACCCACCAGAAACAGAACAGACAUUGGUGCCUGCAUCUUCAACGCUUCCCUUCCCGAUACCGGCUGUGUGCAUGUGCAUUCGUGCCGGUGCAUCCUAGUGGAUUGCAUUCCUUCCCAACAAAACCGAAGCCGUCCGUCACAGAAUGUCGUGCUGUGAGGGCACUCGGUCGCUGCACAAGCGCUACAAAAUAUCACUAACCGGCUGUGGGAAAGGCAUCGGUACGGUGCCACCGACGGUCCGAGACGUAUCACCACCAGCAUUAGCAUCAUCAUCAUCAUCAUUAUUAGCAUCAUCUACAACGCCGGCAGCAUACGGUGCGCUGGCGAAUGAUAGUAGCCGUGUGUGCGGCAUGGCGAUCGCGGACCUUACCACGCGCCACAGUGAUAGUAGUAGCAGCAGCAGCAGUACCCGCGACAGUGGUUUUAGUAUAAGCACUACCAAAAGUGACCCCCUGUUGAAUAGGAGUAGCGAUAGCAGUAGUAUUAUCAGUCCUGCCCGCACACGCCGAAGGACGACUGCGAUGACGUCGGCGGUGCGCACGGACACGGCCAGAAGGAAGAUAGCAAGGGUGCGAUGGUUAUCCGGACACACCGGUACUGGCAUCGGACGGCUGUUGGUAGUUUUUAUAAGUAGCAUUCUGCUGUUCAUGCACGGACCGCUAAGGGCCGGUGCGGUACUGCUUGACACGAACGGUGGCGUCGGUGGACCAGGGGACGGCAAAGCACCGGUACAAGCGUUCGGCGAUGAGCUGGGCGGCGUUAACCUGGAACGGAGCAUAGCGGCCGUAUUUAGCCGCGUAGCUUACGGGUCCACCACCACAACGAAGCGUAGCAUACCGGACAACGUGUACGUGCCGAGUUUGACGACCGUCUCCACACCGCUGCUAACCACGUUUAGGUAUGAUAACAAGAAUAAGGACGCACUGGGUGGUUCGAGUCCUGGCGGAGGUCUCGGCGAUAAGGACUCGCACUACAACCAGCAGCAAAUCAGCGCUAACCAUCGGAACUACGAGCUGGAUCUUGAGCGGGAUCAUGUGCUGCCAACGUCGGCUCCGAAUGCGGAGAUUCUCAAGAGCAACAGUAAUCCGACCUACCCGAACCCGAACCGGCACCACAACCAUGACCGUCAUCGGCACUCGAACUCAACACCAUACCCGCAUGGUCACAACGCGAAAAAGGGCUUUCCGACUAAUUCGAUGUUCUCCGGAGACAUACCGGCGUACUCGCCGCCCUCGCGUACAUUCUUUACGCCUCCACUGCCCCGCAACUACACGAAUCCGUUCGCGGACAAACCGACGCUCCGAGGUACGAACAGUGACAGUACGAUCAUCAAUACGGGCACCUACGCAAACAGACGGCCGCUUCCACCGCCAAGCCUGAUGCCUGGUCACGAACGAAUCCCAAUGCGCCCACCGGAUCUAGUUCCAGGUGCACCCGGUACCGGUGUUCUCGGUGGUGGAGUAUCGCCCAACGGUGGCAGCCCACCAAAGGUGGCGGGAAAUCCGGAUCUCGGUGGUAGUAUCAUGCCACCCGGUUCAUCCGGUCCCACUUCAUCGCAAUCGAUGGAAGCGCAACGGAAGAAGGCACUCAACACGCCUUCGGAGAAAUCAAACAAGCUGGAUGCGGCCAAGGGUUACGACGGUAACAAUAAACUGUUCCUGUUGGAUGAGAACGCUAACUCCAGUGCCAUACUACCGAACGGUAUGCACUUCCCGUCGAUCUCACGCAUCCUCUCUGGCUCGAACGGUCGCCCUCAGAUGAUACCGGAUGUACUACUGCGCUCAGUAACUUCCGCUCCACGUCCUAACCAACCGGCAUACGAUGUUGGAGGUGGACCAGGUGGUACGACUUCACUCAGCAAUGCUAAGAGCCCUGGUGGUCCGGCGUUCGGAAAUAGACCAGUUGGAUUGGACGGUGAUCGCGAUCGCGAUGGUUUAACCAACGGCGGUGACGGAGGUGCUGGUUCGGAAGGUGUCGGAGGUGAUGGAGACGGAAGGCGACAUUUUGACGAUGAUGAUGGCGAAAAUGAUGAGGAUGAUGAGGACGAUGAGGAUGAUCCGUUUGAAGAGGGUGCAGCACGGCAGCAACCGGGCAGUACAUCGAAUGUAGCGACAUCCACUGUUUCGUCGAUGCACGUACAAUCCUCCUCGUCAUCGCCGAUCACUCAACGCAUGCCGAAUCUAAACCUCAAAUCGGUCAUGAUCAAGAAUGCAACCGGUGAGGAAGCUGGUGGUACGGGUGGAGGUUAUGGGAAUGAUCGUAACUUCCAGGGUGAUAUAGCGGACAUUAGCACGUGGACGAUAGCGUGGAACAUUCACGUUUAUCUGUCGGCGAUUCUGUUCACCAUACUGGCGGUGUACUCAAUCUUUAAAAUCAUCUUCUACGACAAACUGACGCACCUGUUCUCGCAAGCGUACUUCAUCAGUAUCCAUCUGAUUCUGAUCAUUAUCUGUCUGCUGCGCAUAUUCUACCUCUGCUACGACGCGUACAACAUGCACUUCAGCUUCAAUCUAUUCGUGUCCGAGUUGCUGUUGAAUCUGCCGCUCACCUUUCUCACGACGACGUUUGCGAUCUUGAUACUGUUUUUGUUGCUACGCUCGAUCAACCACAAGACUAACCGGUACAGCUCCAUCUUGCGCCCGCUUACCAUCAUCAUCGGUUCGGUGGUUCACGUUACACUCUGCAUCACCCUACACCUGGUGGAGUCUUACGAAACGAAACAGUUCUAUCACAAGCAACAUCAGCUGCAGCUUCAAAACAAGCAGCUGCUAGGUGGAGGAAUGGGUGGAGGCCGAGGUGGUCAUGCACCGCCCACCAAUAUCCAGAUUCCACCACGCGUCCUUUCGCUCAUCUGCCAGAUAAUCUAUAUCUUCAUCUGUCUCAGUCUCGGCAUCCUGUACCUAUACAUGUACCGGCUGCUGAAACGCAUCCUUCACAAGAGCCAGAACUACAUCCACGGAUAUAAUAAUCUUUCGUACGCAAUUCACAUCACGAUUGCAACUGCGCUACUGUUCAUAUUGCUUGCCGCACUGCAAAUCUACGGUGCCAUUAGUAUUAGCUCGCAGACACGCGUGAAACUGUCACCGAGCAGUGGACUGCCCGGUGAUGGGCCCGGUGGACGACCGGGCGGUGGUGGAACGCUGUGGGCAUCCCAUAUCGAGAUCGAUUGGUUCCAGUGGGGUUAUCAGUUUAGCAUACGCUUCAUCGAGAUCGUGAUCGUCGCACUGCUGUCAUGGGUGACCGGACUAAAGACGGGCACGUCGAAGGUGAUCCAGCGCGAAAAGGAUAUGGAGCAACCGAACGCGAGUGGCUUUGCACUGUUCCCCUGCACGUCCUCCUCCAGCCAGGAGAACUUCGAAACAGACUAUCCGGCAGUGUGCAAUACGAACCGUAACCUGCAUACGUACACGAUGCGUACCGGCAAACCAAUCUACGACGACAACUUUGCACUGAAUUCACUCAAUCUGGAGCAAAACAAUCAGCAAGAUCUGCAGCUCGGUCCGCCGGGUGUUGGUGGUGGCAAUGAGUUCCAGCGAUCGCUCGAAACGAACAGCAUGCGAUCGUCUUCGCACAACUACAGCAACAAUUACAACGGCAGUAACAGUAACAACGAACACGGCCCAGAUGUGGCGGAUGACUUUCUCAACGAAACGGAACCGAUGCCGGAUCACUACGAAAAUCCCAACUUUGAGCUGAAGCAACAUCACCAUCACCAGCACAGUGGUAGCGGUGGUGCAUCAUCCAACCAAUAUCACGACAUCAUGGAUAACUGCUACUCGGAACCGAUCGGUGCUCCACAGUACGAUACGAAGUCGUUGCGCGGCGCACAACCUGGUGGACAUCCGAUGGCACCACCGCAUCGGAACUACGAUUUCCAAAACUUCGAACGGCCGAACUUUGAUCCGCAGCAUAUGCCGACGCUCCCGCAACCGUCCGCACUGAGUGCGGCACAGUCAAUGGCACGCGGUGAGUUCCGUGCAUCGAAAAACCUGAAAACGCUCAAGAGUGGCCAGCUGCAGAACGAUCUUGGUGGUGGUGGAGCUAACACGAUGGGACACCAUCAUUACAACCAUCACGGUAACAUGCCCCCCGGACCGGGCGAUUCGUUCGAUCGGCGAAUCGGUGUACGAAAGAGUGGCACGCUCAACAACAUCGGUGCAAUGCAUUUUAACCAGCAACACGGUAGCGGACGGAACAACAACUCCAAUUCGUCUGCGUCCUCUUCGUCGGCUUCCUCGAAUAACCGGGUGGUACAGCAGCAGCAGCAGCAACAGCGUCGUGGCCCAAUGUCUGGAGCGCAAACUCUCAGCUCUGCCCAUCAUCAUCCGCAGCAGCAACCAACGCAACCACCACCACAUCAUCAUCCCGCUGGCCAUGGUUUCCCCCAUCCCGGUAGCUUCAACGAUCGAUUGCUAAACGGUGCCGGUGCCGAUUCGCUGGAAAGGAUCGCGCACGGACAGGAUGGCAACUACGAUGAUAAUGGUGGCAACGGUUACUAUCACAGCAAAAAACGCUCGCGAGAAUCGUCCAGCUCGAGCUAUACCGGCGGAGGUCCCGUACCGUACGCUACCAGCAAUGAUCACCAUCCCGUGCAUCCUGCCCAUCCACACCACCAUCCCCAUCAGACGACCGAAUCGUCCUCGUCGCCAACGGCCAGCAUCGGUAACGGUAGUGGUAAUGGAACGCCAACCGGUGCACCACCGAACGGUACGGUGACCGGUGUGUUGCCGGGUAAGAUGGAACGGGCCCAGGACAAUGGCAGUAUGCUCGUUGCCGAACAAGGGUUCGUGCGAUUUCGUGCGCUAGAGGAACCAACGUUAGGUUCGCGGACAAAUCUGCGCGACAAGGGUGGCAAGAUGUUUAUCAACUCGUAAGGCGUCGCCAACCGACGCGCGUAGGUGCAUCGUCGUAAAAAGAUUUCCCAAACGGCCCCCCCUGCAGUGGAAGAGUUUCCGUUGCGUGGUUGCGUUCGGUGUGUGUAAUUGAGCAUGAGUGAGGGAAUGUGCGAAUGGUUGUAUGGUGUGCGGAGUACCGAAGGACAAAGAUAGCAAGCGCAUUGUACGUAAAGUGUCCCUCUUUCCGAUAGGAUUCUGGACGGGAUCCUUCUUCAUGUUUACUGUGACAAGUGGAAUGACUUGUUAAAAAGGAGGUGAAAAAUUCCGUGCUGUGCAUGUAAAUAGUUUAGUCGACAAGAACAAAACAAACCCAAGGAGAAGAAAGUUGCUGAACAUAAGACCGAGAAUGGACUGAUGACUCUUGAUGGUCGAGAGUAGACGUGGAAACCACUUUCGGAUGAACGUGUUUUCUAUUGCUUUUUACUUUUUCUGUGUCUUCUGGACAUAUUUUUUUUCUUUGGGUACGCUCUGUUGUGUUACUCUUGUUAAAGGAUAUGGCGAAUUGAGCGGCACCGCUAAUUUUCCAGCCCUGUUUAGACGUUCAGUAACGUUACGGACGUGCUGGGAAUUUAAAUUAACUUAAUCGGUUUAGCCUUCAAUUAGAGACUCUUUUAACGCUGGAAAGAAACAAUGAAGUCUCGAAAACUGGCCAAACAAACAAUGAGCAGAGUGAAGUUUUUUAUUGUUCAAUCGCAAAUUAUUCACCUCACUGUCACACUGUCCAUGGAUGUGCAAGAUGUGUUACUAGGCGUAGCGUCUAGUUACGUUAUACAGCGUUACCGUAACGGUUGUGCCUACAUUUGGACACUAUUGUCACACGGACGCGAAUUUCCUUUAGGAGCUUAUUAAUAGCUUCAUAAAAGGAAAGCAGGAAAAGUGUCAUAAACAUAAGAGGACAACUAUCCUUUCUCCAAGAUACACACACACACAAACUUACAUACAUUUACAGAAAAAGGGUUCUUUAGGGAAAAAAGCUAAGAGCAACUAUGAAACACGUAAACUAAUUGUGAUGAUUUAAUCCGUCGUGUACGAACUCGUAAAGCAUGUGUUAGGCUGUAAAAACCCCUGCCGAUUGUUUUCCCUUACCUAUUUUCCUCUAUUUGUUCAACAAAACUACCAGCAUGUGUAGUAGUAUGUGUUGUUUGUACAGCAGAACCAGAAAACAAUAGAAAUAUAUAAAUACAGUUUGUGUCACGCUUUCUUGCCAUAAGUAACGAGGGAAUGAAGAAGGGAAGAUAGAUUAAUUUAACAAAAAGAAGGAUGUCCACAUGCGCGCCAAUCCUUCCUCACCUGCUAAGAAACCAUCUGCCACUACCAUCACCACCACCACCACUAACCACCACGUGACGUGUCUCUGUGUGCCGUACACCCUCCCCGCAUAUGUCCGUAUGUGAUCGUGAUCGUGAAUGUUUGCGGACAAAAUCAUGAAACGCUAGUCUGUUUUAUAUAAAUGUAAACUGUACAUGGACCUGUAUCUAUACUAUAUAUAUAAAUGUAUAUGUGAAUAUCGUUUUAUUUUUAAACUAUUAUUAUUAUUAAUAAUAUAAUUCGGAUGCAUAAGGCGUAGCGAUAAGGAGUGGUUUAUGUUUUUCUUUCUUUUCUUAUUCUUUAAUACAAAACACACACGCUAAGCUAAGUGAUCGUGGUACGCGAAUUUCUAAAUACGUUUGUUUAAGUUUAUCCAUAAUGGCAAAUUAGUACCACAAAAAAGAAGAAGGAUGAGAUAACAAACAUAAACAACACACGGCGCACAAGGAACGGUGAAAGAGUGCAUUUAGCAGCUUAUUUGCCCUUUGUUUUUAUUUAGUACGACUUAUUGGUACAACCCUUUUAGGUUGUUAAUUGCGUACGGUUUUGUUGUGGAUUUUAUGAUACUGUCCUUGUGUGUACUAACAGUUAAACGUCCCGACGGAGCGUGUGAUAGCCCGAUGAUAGUGCACACAGUGUAAAUGUGUGAAGUCAUGCCACUAAAGAGCUACUUAAUAAAAAAAAAGGAGGAAAAGAAAAAAACUCGGUAACCCCCGUUUAGCUAAGCCAGAAAGAGACAAGGAACGUAACGUACUCGUGACGUUUAGUUGUUUAACUUGAGCGCUUGAAAAACGCCCACAGACAGAUUUUGGGUGCGGUUCGAACUGAGUAGAACGUAUGUAAAAAGUAUAUUGACACUAGGCAAACAAAAACGACUCUUUUCGAAAAACGAACGAGAACGGUUUACUGGAAAUGUGAAAAAGAUCAUUUUGUGUUUCUUUCCCAUGAGAUUUUUGUCCCUUCUGUGCUUUUCUCCCACGUCAAAGCCUGUGCACGUUAUAGACGUCAAACUAGUUGAACCACAAGUGAUUGUAACGUUUAGAACUGCAAACUGCAAACAGUCCGAACAUAAGAAAAAAAAAUUAUCUCCCAUCAACGGAAGAUGGUAGACGAAAGGAAAGUAAACAAGAAACAGGAAAAUAAAAGUUAAAAAUCUGAAUAAGAAACCAGCAUACAAAACACCCACAAUUUCUGCUAGCAGUUAGAAGAGUGAUAAAGCCCAUCCCCCAUGAUAGUAAAGGUGAAAGGCUGCUGAAUUUUAAUAUGCAGUAUGCAGAUGUAGCAGCUAACAUUACUACCAAAACACAAACAUUACCGAACAACAGAUAGAAACAUAGAAAGGGAUAAUGAUCGCUGUAAGAAUGAAGAAAGGGCAGAUGACGAAUUGAGAGGCGCUAAACAUUUUGCAGUCAAAAUAAAUAAAAAGAGAAACACAACAAGAAAUCCGGAAGGAAAUAGAAACAGAAGAAACAUAUAUAUAAAAAAGGAUAUGAAUAUAAUUAUAACUGAUUAGUACGAGCGUUGAAUAAAACAAAGUGUAAGAGAUAAAGAGAGAACGAGUGUGUCCUGUGUGUGGGGCGCGCUAGUGUGAAUGUAAGCGAAAUUUAGCGAAAUGAGAUCGCCAGUAAAGUAAAAUACACAAAUAAUAUAUAACAAACAGAAACAGAAAGCACACCCACACACAGCCACACGCAGCAAAAUAAAGAGAUGAGAAAUGUUUAAAGCGACAAAAGAAAAGAAAGGAACAGAAACGAAAAGUGAAAAAAAAUACAUUAAAACAAAACAAACAAACAAACAAAUAAAAACGGUGGCAAGGUUCGCGGUGUGCGCGGCUUGUGUAUGAGUAAUGAAAAAAAUAUGAAUAUUUAAAGUAAUUAAAUUCAGUAAAUUAAGAAAUUACGUAAAAAUAAAGAUGCAAAAUUCGACAAAAACUGAA